This is a messenger RNA of Penicillium coprophilum, 231 nucleotides long. RefSeq lists its product as uncharacterized. The transcript is spliced from 2 exons. Lineage: Eukaryota; Fungi; Ascomycota; Eurotiomycetes; Eurotiales; Aspergillaceae. Bases 1 to 231 code for a protein of 76 amino acids. The record is from RefSeq and is a predicted model, not a curated record. Gene Ontology annotation, molecular function: FAD binding.
AUGGCAGGCGAUGCGAUCCAUAAGGUACCGCCCGCCUCCACCUUAGGCGGCUGCACAGCUAUGAAAGAUGUCGUUGUUAUUACGAAUAACCUCCACGAGCUGCUCAGUUGGUAUCCGAACAAGAAGUGCACCGGUGUCGAAACUAAUGCUACAAUGCAAUCUUACCCAAACUCCCUAUUGGAGAGAGUCAGGACUAUUGUGAAGGUAGGUGGGGACCUGACGCGGCUCUAG